AUGGCGUUGAGCUCAGCAUCUGUCGACCGUUUCCCAAAUGAGCCAGGUCAACCGCAGACGGAUACUUAUUCAACACGCCUCGACCCAGGAACCAAGGCGAAGGUACAAGCGAGUGCGGAUACCCAAUAUGCGACAACCGAUCUACGACGCGCUCACACGGUUGCCCACGGCAGAAACACCAAGGAAACCGCAACCAUUGGCUCGAGAACAACCCGGGAACGGCUGGCUACUUCCCUUCUGCGGGUCAAGGACAGCCACGAGAUAUUGCGGAAGCGGUCCUUCAAGCGGCCUGAUACCUCUCAAGCGCCUCGUGACGCAGCUGUGGGAGCUAGAGAACCGAACCACUUUACCGUGGGGAAUGUCGGCCAGAAUGGAAAGAUCUUUCUAAGGUAUGACCAUCGCGCUGUGCUAUAUUUGGCGACAUCAGAUGUCAUGGAUAUAAUGCUAACACCCUUGUCACACUUUUCCAGACCGAUUCGCAAUCCACCGACCAAAGAACCCUUCCCGGCGCCUUCUAUUCCUUCACCCAGCCAAUCCAGACAAGAACACUUUGCGCACGGACGUGGUGCCCCCGAAAGCGACGAGCCUUCUAGAUGGUCGAACUCGCAGCUCUCUGAGUUGCGCCCAGAUCUGAUCCCUGAAGAGAGCUGCGAAGAUGGCGACUCUGUCAACACGGAAUCGGCGCAUUCCCAAUACCACGGCCUACCUCACCAUCGACCCCGUAAAGCACACUCGUUCUCUACUAUCUCAGAACAGCGGUCAGAGUCGCGUGCAGGUCGCGCAGGGGAGCUUCGUAUCUACAUUGAUCGAGCGGACAAUCGGCCAAAAACUGCCAAUGAACCGUCUCAGCGGGCCUUGGACGAUGCCAUCCCCCGUUAUAGGUUGGACUUGCCUCGAUCCAACCUUGACAAUGAGACGGCCCUGCACAGCUCCAUUUAUUCAAGAACGUCAUUGUCGGACAUUAUGCGCACGUCACGACUCCCGCGGGAAUAUUGGAUUGGCACUCUAGCCUCCGACGCCUAUUUACGGAACCCCGAACGGCCCUCCUUUGUCGGCUCGGUCUUUUCGGGCGCAGGUGCCAUCGAGUUGCCCCAGAGUUCUGCAGUUAGUGAGAAUCCUGUCUUCUAUGAGUUGAAGGAACCGAUCGAACCGGCCAUCUUCGAGACGCUAGUGUCGAAAAUGGACAAAGAGUCAGUGGUUCGCUAUGCUUCAGGAACCAAAGACAUCAGCGCUGCUACGCCGGCACGUAUCGUCGCGCAAAUAUCAUCUGCGUCCUUCAUGGAUUAUGAGCUUGUAUCCGAUUUCUUCCUCACAUUUCGCUCUUAUAUCUCGACCAGCACCCUUCUCGCAUUGCUUCUCGCUCGAUUGCGGUGGGCGAUUAAUCGCCUGCAGGAUGACGGCCGGAUCAUCCGUAUCCGGACAUUUGCAGCUUUGCGGCAUUGGAUUCUCAAUUAUUUUGUGGAUGACUUUGUUCCCGAGUAUGACCUCCGCGGUCAUUUCUGUGAGACCAUUAAUAGCAUGUACGAUGAUGUCAAGUCACGACAGGGCGGUGGCAUGAGUGAUCUCAAGAUCCUCAUAGAUCUCAAACGCUGCUGGUAUGGGAAGUCUUCUCUCUAUUGGGACUUUCCGAAUGACCACGAUGUGUUUCAAAGCCCCGACGUUGCCAUCCUUCCGGGUGACCGCGAGGCUGACACUUUGGAGACGGCGGUCGGCGGUGACCUUUUGGCUCUGGUGCGUACCAAAAGCGGGCUGGAAGCUGGCCCUGCGGGCACACUGUACCGUCCGAAUCAUCACAGCCGAAAUAAUUCGUCAAACACAGUGAAGAGUGUGCCAAUUUCGGCCGGAAGUGACCGGAGUUUUCAGGCGAUCUCCUGUUCCUUGCCCCCAAAGUCCCCGAAGCGCCUGUCCUUGUCCUUGGUUAACAAGGCACCCCAUCCCGUACCUCUGCCGCUGAAGCCAACUUCCUCACGGGAAGCUUACCCCCCUUCUCCUCUUACUUCGCGCCGCUAUCCCUAUCAUGGACAUUCUCACAAGCGCAGCGGCAGCUUCUCUGACUCUGUUCGAGAUGACAGGGCACCCUUCUCUCUGGUCAAUUUCGAUCAACAGGGUGUGAUCGCUGGACGGGAGGCGCUUGAUCUCAGUAGUCUAAUACGAGGAGAGCUCUACCCACCGGCGGAGUCGUACACAAUCAUGAUGGCGCCUCCAUCUCCCCCUCUUCCAUCCUCAGCUAAGAACCUUGCCUCAGACCGGCGGAGCACCACACACGGCAUUCACAAACCGGCCGCUUCAACCUCUGGCGUCAAAACAAUCAUUGGCUCAAUUCGACGGGCAUUGAACAGUCGACAUGGCGCUUCUGGUAGUCUUUCACGGGCGAUGAAUGGAGCGGCAAAUGCAUCUCUUCCGGGGAGGACAUCGGCUCUCCCAACUAAUGUCGCAUUCGGAUCAGAUGCCUACAGAGGUAGAAAGACGGCGGCAGGGGUGAAAAAGCCCACGAGAAUCGAUACGCUUUGUGACGAAGUUUUGAAGCAAUAUCGUGCUGCGAUAUCCGAACAAACCGAUACAACAGGAGGCUCUCGAUCUGCCGAUUCGCAAAAUCAUGCAGAUCUUCGUUCUUCUGCGCCUGGAAUACCGAGAGCGACAAGCCAGGUUACUGCCGGUAGUGAGUCCAUUGUCAUCGUAGACGGAACAGGCCUGGGAUUACCUGUUAUGUCUGGCGCUAUCGGAGAACCGAAUGCAGGACUCCAACAGCCUCCUGGAUUUUUGGAGUCGGAGCCAUCACCUGCAACAGUGAGAGCUCCAUCCCCGUACGGUCCACACCAAAGAUCGACCUUAGCAACCGAUGAAUAUUCUUUACCUAUCUUCUACGACGAAUCCCAUCCAGGCCCAUCAAGCCGAGCUUCAAAGUUCCUACGCCCCUCUGGAUUUUCGGAAUCCUCGCGCAGGUCAUACUCCGUUGAGCGGGCUUCGAUUUCGUGGAAAAGAACGUCAUCUUCGUUGCGUUUACGGAAGUAUGCUUCCUUCCAAAGUGGAGUCUCGAAGCACCGUCUCACUAUGGGAAGUGACUCCAUCCCGCCUCUACCCUCUGGAAGCUCGCAGCAGCACUCGGAUAAACCAUCAGGACCGACACUACGUAGGCGUCCUGGUGGAGACUUGCGUCAAAUGCGAAACGGCGGUGGCUUCCAAUCCAGGCCUGAUUCAGGAUCCUUUGUAUCCGAUAUCACAUAUCGUAGUUCUGGUGCUGACACUGCUGUUACUCGGGUUGAAGAGCCGUAUUCGCGGCCCCAGACCAGUCUCAUCCCUCCAAACCCUCGAUUUUCGCUAUUGACGACACACUCGUCCCAGAACCUGCGGCGUUCCUUUGAGGAUGCCAUUGCACAGUUCGCGCAGAUCCCAGAUGACGAUGAUGGGGGUGUUGAGUCAACCUUGUUGAAGCUCGAAGGGAAAUGGCAUGGGGCGUCUGUUGAGGAUGCUGAGGCUUCUGCUGCUGGGACAGAUCAACACCUUCAGCACUAUGAUCCCGGUGAGGUCUCUGGGGAGGAAUGGCUUCGUCAGGGCCGUGGUAGUGCAGGACACCACAACUUUGCGAACUCGGAUGCGCUGGCUCGGAGACGCCAAACCUUCUUUGGUGAUGGUCUGACAUACUCGCAAGUUCAGGGGCGCAUUGUUCCUCAGCGACCAUAUUCUGAUUCGAUCGCGGAGUCCGAAGACUCGUACAGCUCUAUACCUCUACUAGAACGGGGACUGAGCGAUGAGUCAAUGAAGAAGCCCGUCGCUAGCCGCCCGACAUCUCAUAUGGCCGGGCCUUCUCGCUUUCAGCCCAGUUUCUCCAGCCGAGAGACAUCGGAUAUGGAGUCCUCUCACCCCUCUAUUGACAUUGUGAAGGAGACCGAGAGUAUGAAGCGCAUUCCGCGAGGCUCAACACUCCCCGGCAAUCCCUCUGGGUCGAGAAAACCUACAGGCCGUCUUUCUGGGUUGUCAUCUGGGAUUUCGAUUGAUAUGAUCGAUUCGCAAGAAGCUGCAGAGCAACGUUUCUCCAUAGAUACGCAAAGCAUGACCGAUUCCUCGCUUGGUAUUCCGCCUCAUCCGCUCGCUCAUCCACCCUCCCCUCCGAUGACUGUCCAGAAUACACGAUCUGUGGGUUCCUGGACGACGCCGUUGAACCCAGUGCUGUUCCAGGCUCAACCAUUAACGCCAGAUCCUUCUCCCAGAAAUAAAAUGGCACAGCAAGCAAAUACUCGACCCGUCAACACCCAGCAGGUUUCAGGAGAUGUUCUUUCCCAGUCAGAAAAGGGUCGCCGAUUCCCGGAACCCUUGAAGAUUGCCGGUCCCGAGCAUGUGCCAUUUGUUCUAUCGUGCGAAUCGCAUGUCCUUGCCCAACAACUGACGUUGGUAGAGAUGGCUGCCUUGAGCGAAGUUGAUUGGAGGGAUCUGGUGGAUAUGCGAUGGAGCAGUGGCUCACCCACCAUGUUGAGCUGGGUGCAAUUCCUCAUGGAAGAGGAGCACAGAGGCAUUGACCUUGUUGUAGGACGCUUCAACUUGAUGGUCAGAUGGGUGCUCUCGGAAAUUGUCCUCACGCAAGAUAUCCACGAACGAGCGCGAACGAUUGCCAAGUUCAUCCACACGGCAGCACAUGCAAGGAGAAUGUGCAACUAUGCCACAAUGCUUCAAAUUGCCAUUGCUCUCUCGUCGACCGACUGUUCUCGCCUUCAGGCUACGUGGGAUUUGGUACCCGUUGCUGACAAGCGUCUGCUAAAGGACAUGGAAUCGCUAACACAGCCCAUUCGCAACUUCCACGAGCUUCGCCUCGAGAUGGAAAUGGCCAAUGCGCAAGAUGGUUGCAUUCCAUUUGUUGGCCUGUAUGUCCACGACUUGACGUAUAAUGCACAGAAGCCAGCACGAGUUACGACACAGGAUGGAGAGUCCCUGAUCAACUUUGAGCGCUACCGUACCACCGCGAAGAUCGUUAAGAGCCUCCUCAGACUGAUUGAUGCGAGCACCAGGUAUCGAUUUGAGCCUGUGCCGGGUAUCAUUGAGCGUUGUCUCUGGAUCGCAUCGCUGUCGGAGGAGCAAGUCCAGCUGCGCAGUAAGCAGUUGGAGUAG
This is a messenger RNA of Aspergillus niger, 5100 nucleotides long. RefSeq lists its product as uncharacterized. The coding region runs from base 1 to 5100 and encodes 1699 amino acids. The record is from RefSeq and is a predicted model, not a curated record. NCBI's taxonomy places the organism in Eukaryota, Fungi, Ascomycota, Eurotiomycetes, Eurotiales, Aspergillaceae. Gene Ontology annotation, molecular function: guanyl-nucleotide exchange factor activity. Gene Ontology annotation, cellular component: plasma membrane. Gene Ontology annotation, biological process: positive regulation of GTPase activity; Ras protein signal transduction. The transcript has 2 exons.